This is a messenger RNA of Suillus bovinus, 1848 nucleotides long. RefSeq lists its product as uncharacterized. Bases 1 to 1848 code for a protein of 615 amino acids. The record is from RefSeq and is a predicted model, not a curated record. NCBI's taxonomy places the organism in Eukaryota, Fungi, Basidiomycota, Agaricomycetes, Boletales, Suillaceae. Gene Ontology annotation, molecular function: protein binding. Gene Ontology annotation, cellular component: nucleus; mitochondrial outer membrane; cytosol. The transcript has 15 exons.
AUGUCCAACUCACCCCCACCCGUAAAAAAUCCCUACGACCCUACAAACGCUCUUGAUGACAUCCCAGGUCUUCACUGGGCCCUUCAUGAACAGAGAUUGUACUUCGCAACUGGAUUUGGGCUUAUUCAAUGUGUGAAGGGUCUUAUGUCUUUUGAGGAUAAGGAUCUCUUGGCCGCUAUCAACCACACCAAGCGCGGUAUAGCUAUCGCUUCUGCACAUCGCAAACGCCCUGGCAGCUUCGCAGGUCGUCUUGCAGGCUACAUCGUUCCCUCACUCAGUACUAGCGGUACAGAAUGGAUCGCAGGUAUGACUCCCGUAGAGCGUCAUGCGGAACUCGUCUAUGCAGAGAGUCUCUAUCAAAAGAGUCUUCUUGGGAUAGUCUAUUCAGGCGAUUGGUUGGCGUUUAUUCGGGAAGUACUCAACAUGCGUACCACUAUCUCCAUAUAUCGUCAACUCGGUAAAUGGAUCGAGACAGUCGACGCGGCAUACGACCCUCAUUUCCGCUCUGGCGUAUACCUAGGUCUCGGCAUGUCCCAUCUCGUGCUCAGUAUGAUGCCAGGAAAACUCCUCGCGCUGGUGGAGUUAUUUGGAUAUAAGGGCGAUAGAAAGUUUGGGUUGGAAUUGUUGGAGAGGGCUGGGGGAUGGAGUGCGAAUGGGAAAGUGGUCGAGAGGGAAGCAGAAGGCGUCCGACGUGCGAUCUGCGAUAUGUCACUACUCAUCUUCCACCUCGUCCUCUCGGCAUUUACGUUCGAAGGCGUCGACGUGCGCAAGGCUGCGAAAAUAUUGGAGUGGAAUCUGAAGAGAUAUCCAAAUGGCGUCUUCUUCCUCUUUGGCGCAGGCCGCCUCGCCCUCGUCCGUUCCCAACCCUCAAAAGCCCUCACCUACUACGUACGCGCUGCCCAAGCUCAAACACAGUAUCGGAAUUUACACCAUAUUUCAUGGUGGGAGAGUGCGGUUGCUUGUUUGGGGCUUUGGAGAGUCGCGGAAAGUAGAUCAUGGUGGGGAAAACUUGGAGGCGAGGCUACAUGGUCUAAAGCGACAUACACGUACGGCGAAGCAGCGUGCUUAGCCACGCUUGGCGAGCACGCAGAAGCGAAGAAACUCAUGGAGCGCGUCCAGGGGCUGAGGCAGAAAAUCGCGGGGAAGAGCAUUCCUGUCGAGAAAUUUGUCGCACGCAAAGCUCGUAAAUACCUAGCUCAAUCCGACAGACUUCUUCUCCCAGCCCUAGAGCUAGCCUAUGUAUUCCAUGCGAUUGCGCAUGCUCCCAGGGAGGUUAUUGCGAGGCAGAUGAUUCCUGCUGUUGGUGAUGCUUUGAGGGAGCUGGGUUUAGAGCUUUCGUCUGGGAGCGAAGAUUUGGUUUCAUCUGGGUCUGGAAGGAGUCAGGGCGGUGCCAAGGCAGGUGAGGCCAAGAAAGGCAAAGACAAGAAGGUGGAAUCGCGGAGUGGGUAUUGGGAUGAUGUCUGUCUUGCGCGUUUCUUGGAGGGCGUGUGUUGGCGAUUUGUUGCGUAUCCGGACCCGGACGCUGAUCUCGAGCCUGAUGAAAAUAUUCCUUUCUCACCGGAGAACGCGCGUACAUGCUCGGAGCGCGCGUUCCGCGCUGUCUUUGAGCACGGACCUGACAUCGAGUUGGACCAUUAUAUUGUGUAUUACGCACAUUUCGAGUACGGGAGGCUGCUAGCGCGAACCGGCAAUAAGGAUGGUGCAAGGAUGCAGUUCGAUCUUGUUCUGUCGGGAAAGCCGCUUGAGGUAAAUGCUGCGGGACGAAAGGGUAAAUACAGUUUAGAGAACGCACUUCACGUGAGGACGAAUGCGGCGCUAGAAGCACUAGACCAGAACCGACUGUUGUGA